ACUUUCUCCUUAUUCUGAUGUUUGACUAAUGUUUGCUGUGAUUUUCCUGAAUCCUUAUUUACAAUUAGUAUGAAUUCUGAAAUGGGUUUUUAAAUCUAUCCUUGAAGAGAUUUCUUUCUGAGGCAAAAUGGCACCCAAAUCUGGACGAGGUAAAGCCCACAAAAGCAAGGGAGAGAAGAAGAAAAAAGAAGAAAAGGUAGUGCCUUCUGUUAUUGAUAUAACUGUAAUCACUCCAUAUGAUUCCCAAGUUAUUCUCAAGGGAAUCUCAACUGAUAAGAUUCUUGAUGUAAGAAGGCUAUUGGCUAGUAAUGUUGAGACUUGCCAUUUUACUAACUAUUCCCUGACUCAUGAGGUUAGAAGGCUGAGAUUAAAGGACACAGUUGAUGUAACUUCUCUGAAACCUUGUUUGUUGAAGAUGGCUGAAGAGGACUACAUAGAAGAAGAGCAAGCGGUGGCACACGUGCGAAGGCUAUUGGACAUCGUUGCAUGCACCACCUGGUUCGGGAAACAGAGAGAUGGAAGUACAGAAGCUCGAGCCAAGAAGACAAGAAACCAAAACUCGAAUUCGAGCUCUAGCCCUCCUUUGUCUUCGAAUGGAGGAGAAGUGCGAUCUGGGUCUGCUUCAGAAGCAUCGGUUUCUGCAAUUUCAGAUAAAUUCGACAUGGUUGCUAUUCACCCUACUCCGAAACUCUCCGGUUUCUAUGAUUUCUUCUCGUUCUCCCACCUUAGUCCGCCUAUUCUGUCACUGAAGAAAUGUGAUCGUAGUGGUGUUGAGGAGAGACACGAGGUGGAUUAUUUUGAAAUUCAGGUUAAGAUUUGCAACGGGAAGCUCAUAACAGUGGUUGCGUCUGUAAAGGGGUUCUACUCCACAGGGAAGCAGUUCAUCCAAAGUCGUUCGUUGGUGGAUCUUCUACAACAGUUAAGCCAGGCUUUUGCUAAUGCUUAUGAAUCUUUAAUGAAAGCUUUUGUAGAGCACAAUAAGUUUGGCAAUCUACCCUAUGGAUUCCGUGCAAAUACAUGGCUUGUCCCUCCAACAGUGGCUGUUUCUCCAUCAAAUUUUCCCUCACUUCCAAUGGAAGAUGAAACCUGGGGUGGCAGUGGUGGGGGUCAGGGACAAAACAAUAAGUAUGAUGAUCGACCAUGGGCCAUGGAGUUUUCCAUAUUGGCAAACCUUCCUUCAAAAACCGAGGAAGAGAGACUGGUCCGUGAUAGAAAGGCAUUUUUGCUCCAUAAUCUGUUUGUGGAUGUCUCAAUUCGUAAAGCUCUUUCAGCAAUUCGUCAAAUUAUGGAUGCCAAUAUGAACACGAAAAAUGCUCUUAGUGGUCCCCCAGGUUCACUUCUGCAUGAAGAUCGUGUCGGUGACUUGUGCAUUUUAGUGAAACGGGAUGUGGAAGACACAAGUUCAAAGCUCCAUGAGAAAGUCAACAGCAGCCUAGCACCUGGUAUUGCCUGUAAGGAUGUUGCUGUAAGGAAUCUACUUAAGGGGAUAACUGCAGAUGAGAAUGUAGUGGUUCAUGAUACUUCCACAUUGGGUGUCGUUGUCGUAAGACAUUGUGGUUACACUGCAACUGUGAAAGUCAUUGGUGAUGUAAAGAAGGAAAAUUUCAAAGCUCUAGACAUAAAUGUUGAUGAACAGCCAGAUGGAGGUGCCAAUGCACUAAAUAUUAACAGCUUAAGGACUCUGCUUCAUCAGUCAUGUAUUGCCAAAUACCAGUCUCCUCUAUCUGAUGAUGAUCUGGAGGCAGGUAAAUGCUUAGUGCGAAAAGUAAUCUAUGAUAGCUUGACUAAGUUAGAAGGGGAACCUGCUGUUACUGAAAGGUCUAUCAGAUGGGAACUUGGUUCUUGUUGGGUAGAACAUCUACAAAAGCACGACACUCCAGUAAGUAACAGCUCAAAAAGCAAUGUAGAGGAGAACAAUGCUGAAUUAGCCGUUAAAGGUCUUGGGAAGCAAUUAAAACUGUUGAAGAAGAGAGAAAAGAAAACAGAGUGUGUCAGCGAAGACAGUUCUAGCACAGGAAGCAUGCUCACUGCUGAAAGCACUGAUUUUGCGGACCAAAAGGGCAAAUACAAUGCUGACGACGAUAUAAAGAAGUUGAUUCCUGAGGCAGCCUUUUUGCACUUGCAAAAGACUGGAACAGGUCUUCAUCAAAAGUCCUUGGAUGAGCUUAUUGAGAUGGCCCACAAGUAUUAUGAUGAAGUUGCUUUACCAAAGCUGGUAGCAGACUUUGGAUCACUUGAACUUUCUCCAGUUGACGGACGCACACUAACUGAGUUUAUGCAUACUAGAGGUCUUCAAAUGCGUUCCUUGGGACGUGUGGUUGAACUUGCACAGAAUCUUCCCCAUAUACAGUCUCUCUGCGUUCAUGAGAUGGUUACCCGAGCCUUCAAGCACAUACUUAAAGCUAUCAUUGCUUCUGUUGAGAAUUUGGGAGACUUGCCUGCAGCAAUAGCCUCAUCCUUGAAUUUCUUCCUUGGGUCCUGCAUAAAGGAAAUCAAUGAUCAAGAUUUAACCAAUGAUUAUACUCUAAUCCUCAGGUGUUUAAAGACCUUUGUUGCCAGGAGGUUUGGUUGGAGGCUAAAAGACGAGUUUCAACACCUGAGGAAGUUCUCAAUUCUCAAAGGACUUUGCCAUAAGGUUGGAUUGGAAUUGGCUCCAAGAGAUUAUGAUAUGGAUAGCCCAAACCCCUUCAAGAAAUCCGAUGUUAUUAGUGUAGUCCCAGUGUGCAAACAUGUCACAUGUUCAUCUGCAGAUGGCCGAAACCUAUUGGAGUCAUCUAAGAUUGCAUUGGAUAAAGGAAAACUUGAGGAUGCAGUCAACUAUGGAACAAAGGCAUUGGCAAAAAUCAUAGCUGUAUGUGGUCCCUAUCAUCGCACAACUGCAAGUGCAUACAGUCUUCUGGCAGUAGUCCUGUACCACACAGGAGAUUUUAACCAGGCAACUCUAUAUCAACAAAAGGCCCUAGAUAUCAAUGAGAGGGAGCUUGGUCUUGACCACCCAGACACAAUGAAAAGCUAUGGAGAUCUUUCAGUAUUUUACUAUCGCCUGCAACACAUUGAACUGGCUUUGAAGUAUGUCAACCGUGCAUUGUACCUUCUUCAUUUUACAUGUGGACUGGCACAUCCAAACACGGCUGCAACAUAUAUAAAUGUAGCUAUGAUGGAAGAAGGCAUGGGAAAUGUUCAUGUUGCUCUCAGAUACCUUCAUGAAGCCCUUAAAUGUAACCAGAGAUUGCUAGGAGAAGACCACAUACAGACUGCCGCAAGCUAUCAUGCCAUAGCCAUAGCCCUUUCAUUGAUGGAAGCAUAUUCUCUCAGCAUGCAACAUGAGCAAACUACAUUACAAAUUCUUCAAGCUAAACUUGGACAAGAGGACCUCAGGACUCAGGAUGCGGCUGCAUGGCUUGAAUAUUUUGAAUCAAAAGCUUUAGAACAGCAAGAAGCUGCCCACAAUGGGACUCCAAAGCCAGAUGCAUCCAUUGCAAGCAAAGGUUACCUUAGUGUGUCCGAUCUCCUUGAUUACAUAAGCCCUGAUCAAGAUUCAAAAGGUCUCUAUGUACAGAAGAAACAGCGAUGCAUAAAGGUGCUACAGAGUAGUGGUAGAAACCACCAAGUACAACAUGAUGAUGCAAUCACUGAUAAUAUCCAGUUUGAUGAAAGCUCAAUGCACACUGCUGUGGAAGAAGAAAACAAGAAGGAAGAAAAGUCAGAUGUAAUACAUCUGGAAGAACUUAAGGAAAAUGAUAAUGGUUGUGGGCAUGAGCCUGUGAAUGAAUUAAUGCCAGAAGAAAUCCCUGAUGAAGGGUGGCAAGAGGCCAGGCGGUCUGGAAAUAUUGGGGGCCGUAAAUUUCAACCUAGACACCAAGCUCCCGCGAAGUUAAACAUGAACAAAUCUGAAUCCUCUUACUUUGGAGAUACCAGAUUCCACAGAAAAACAAAAUCACCACCCAGGAAGACAAUCUCAAAAACUGCUUCUAAUGAAGUCUCUGCUGAUUUAAAGCAGCCAAUAGCUCCAAGCUUGAGUCUUGAAGUAGAUCAAACCAGAUUGCAAGCAAAGAAUCCAGCUUGGAGACUUCCCUCUCCCCCAUCAACUCUCACUACUAUGGUUUCAAAAUCUCUAUCAUACAAAGAAGUGGCUGCAGCACCUCCUGGUACAGUUUUAAAGCCAACAUUGGAGAAAUCUGAAGAAAUGAGAAGGGAAAAAGUUGAUAGUCAGAGUUGUGAUAUUCCUCCAGAGGCAUCCAAUGAGGAAGAAGUCAGCAAGAUAGUUGUAGAAGUAGCAAAUGCAGAAGAGAAAGAACACGAAGAUUGUAACGAUGAUGAAGCUCAAAUUGAAAACACCACCACUGACGAGGAAACUUCAUGCCUGUCUAAUCAUGAAAAGAUCAUAGAAACAAAUGGCAGCAAACUUUCUGCUGCUGCUCCACCAUUUAAUCCUGGAGCGUUCUCUUUGAUGGCUCAUUCUUUCAACUCAAUUGACAUAGCAGAUAUGAAUGAGUUGACAGCCACCAACCAAGGAAUGUUUCCAUCCCAACCUAUGGGAAUUUCUCAUCCUCCAUCUAUUGCAGCUAGAAUCCCUUGUGGGCCUAGAUCGCCUCUGUAUCACAGAAGCGGUCACUUUUUUCGCAUGAAACAGGGUUUUCACAAAUACCACAUUCCUGCUACUGAUAGAAGUUUCAUCAGGCCUCCAAGGAUCAUGAAUCCACUUGCACCUGAAUUUGUCCCGAGUAAAGCUUGGCAACCCAUUCCUGGAAAUGGUAAUCUAGAACUCUCAAACGAGUGCACUCAGGUAUUUGGGUCGUCAAUUGAUAAAAGUAAGGAUGUGGCAAUGGAGGAUCAAAAACAUGAUCCUGCCCUGAGAACUGAAGUCGAAGAUGAUAGUAUUGAAACCCAGACAUCUAAGUCUCAAAGUUCAGAGUUUGCACGACAGAUACUGCUUAGCUUCAUUGUCAAUUCAGUCCAGCAUGAUUUGGAUCCUGCAAACAAAACUGAAACUGGUGAAAAGAAGCAUGAAGAUCAACAGCAGUCUUCACAACCAAUUGAAGGCGAUAGUGCAAUUAUCAAAAUUCUUUACAGGGACGAAGGUAAAAUAGAGGCAUCAGUAUCUCAUUGCAAGGAUCAUGAACAAUCAAAGAUAGACGAUGGAGAUAAGAACAUGACUGGGGAUAGGGAAGGAUUCACAAUUGUCACAAAGAGGAGAAGAAAUCGACGCCAAUUCACAAAUGGGGUAAAUGGGUUGUACACUCAGCAGUCUAUAUGUGCUUCAGUCCAUUAAAGGGAAGCUGUGAAAUGUUAUUGAUGAUAUUCUCCUUCUGUCAUCUUCUGUUGUCAACUGAUAAGUUUAUCUCUUCAUAUCACAUGUUUAAUAUUGUACGCGUUAUUGAAAUAGAAUGUAGUUGGAAGAGCAAUUGUAAUCACUCUACGGAGUUUCUGAUAAAAGCCCAGUUGGGAUCUUUUUGGAA
Molecule: messenger RNA, 5459 nt
Organism: Telopea speciosissima
Lineage: Eukaryota; Viridiplantae; Streptophyta; Magnoliopsida; Proteales; Proteaceae
Product: protein TSS
Exons: 24
Coding region: 128-5272 (1714 amino acids)
Biological process (GO): organelle organization
Cellular component (GO): cytoplasm
Molecular function (GO): protein binding
Source: RefSeq, a predicted model, not a curated record